This is a messenger RNA of Papilio xuthus (Asian swallowtail), 2047 nucleotides long. Its product is annotated as isocitrate dehydrogenase [NADP] cytoplasmic. Gene Ontology annotation, cellular component: mitochondrion. Gene Ontology annotation, molecular function: isocitrate dehydrogenase (NADP+) activity; NAD binding; magnesium ion binding. Lineage: Eukaryota; Metazoa; Arthropoda; Insecta; Lepidoptera; Papilionidae. The coding region runs from base 130 to 1434 and encodes 434 amino acids. The record is from RefSeq and is a predicted model, not a curated record. Gene Ontology annotation, biological process: isocitrate metabolic process; NADP+ metabolic process. The transcript has 10 exons.
UUUGUGUACACGUAUACGUUAGACCGGUGCCGGUAUCAAACUAUUCUACCCGGAGCGAAUAGCACCACAAAAUAAAACACAAUCAUUUGUAAGUUGUUGUCAGUGGGUGGUAGAUUUUUGAAGUAUAACAUGGUCAGCAAAAGUGCAAGUCGGCUUCUACAGUGCCUUACAGAACACAGUUCCUUGGUCCGAAAUUAUGGAACAGCAAAACGGGUUGUUGCUUCAAAGCCAGUUGUGGAAAUGGAUGGAGAUGAGAUGACUCGUAUUAUAUGGGAAAAAAUUAAGGAGAAACUUAUCUUUCCAUAUGUUAAGUUGGAUUGCUUGUACUACGACUUGGGUCUGCCGCACAGAGACGCUACCGACGACCAGGUGACCAUAGACGCAGCGCACGCCAUCCUCAAGCACAAUGUUGGCAUCAAGUGCGCCACCAUUACUCCCGACGAACAAAGAGUUGAAGAGUUCAAGUUAAAGAAGAUGUGGUUGAGCCCUAACGGGACGAUCCGUAACAUCCUGGGUGGUACGGUGUUCCGCGAGCCCAUCCUGUGCAAGAGCAUCCCACGUGUGGUGCCAGGCUGGACUAAAGCCAUCAUCAUCGGCAGGCACGCGCACGGCGACCAGUACAAGGCUCAGGACUUUGUCGUGCCACACCCUGGCAAGGUGGAGAUGGUGUACACGAAAGCAGACGGCACGACGGAGAGGCGUUUGUUAUUCGACUUCAAAUCGCCCGGAGUAGCACAGGGCAUGUACAACACAGACGAGUCUAUACAAGCUUUUGCGCAUUCUAGUUUUCAAGUAGCGUUACAAAAGAAGUGGCCGCUUUACCUCUCCACAAAGAACACUAUUCUUAAGCAUUACGAUGGUCGCUUCAAGGAUAUCUUCCAAGAAAUAUAUGAAAGCACGUACAAGAAGCAGUUCGAGGAGGCUAAGAUCUGGUACGAGCACCGGCUGAUCGACGACAUGGUGGCGCAGGCCAUCAAGAGCUCCGGCGGCUUCGUGUGGGCCUGCAAGAACUACGAUGGCGACGUGCAGUCAGAUAUUGUCGCACAGGGUUACGGUUCCCUGGGCAUGAUGACGUCAGUGCUGAUGUGUCCGGAUGGGCGCACGGUGGAGUCGGAGGCGGCGCACGGCACGGUGACGCGCCACUACCGCCAGCACCAGCAGGGCAAGCCCACCUCCACCAACCCCGUCGCCUCUAUCUACGCCUGGACCCGCGGCCUCAUGCACCGCGCCAAGCUCGACAACACGCCUGAACUGCACCACUUCGCUCUCGCUCUAGAGGAGGCUUGCGUUGAAUGUAUCGACAGUGGCAAAAUGACCAAGGACUUGGUUAUCUGCAUCCACGGUCUGGCGAACACCAAGGAGGGCAUGUACCUCCACACUGAGGACUUCCUGCAAGCCAUCGCGGACCAACUUGACCAUAAGUUAUCUAAGUAGACAAUAAUUUAAUGUCACUUAAAUUCAAUUUUUUAUCCGUGCACAAUUUAGUCACAAAUUUUAAUGAAUUAUAACUAUUAUAGAGAUAUAUAUUGUUAUAAGUAAAACAGUGAAAUGAAAAUCUAUAUUUAAAAGAUUUGUUCUAAGCUAUUAAUCCAAGGUUUUGUGGCAUUUUUAUAGUACUUAAGAUUGUCCUUAUCAUUUUUUAUAUUGAAGUAUAUGCAUUUUUUAAAUGUUUAAGUAAAACAAUUUUGUUAUAAAUUUAAACUUAAAUUUCAGAUUUAUACAAAUUAGUAAAUUGAUGGAUAACUCAAAUUUACAAAAUAUUGAAAUUGAUUGGUAAAGUCCUAUUGUUAUGUUUGUUGCUUCCACAACUAUUAUUUUCUUACGUAAAAACUAACAGUAAACUGUUUUAAAGAUCUUGCCUGUUCAAUUAAAAGUGGUUUUAUAACUUGAUGUUGGAUUGGUUGAUCCAUCCAUUCUCCUCAACUCUUCGUGUACAAGUGGGUGGCGUAAGAAAACGAUCAAAACUUAUUGAGUUAAUCUUAGUGGAAGUAUUUUCAUUGAACAAAACAUUUACAUACAAUAAUGUUUUAAAUGAGUUUGGUGCUUU